Molecule: messenger RNA, 915 nt
Organism: Meloidogyne enterolobii
Lineage: Eukaryota; Metazoa; Nematoda; Chromadorea; Rhabditida; Meloidogynidae
Source: the annotation of a GenBank genome assembly
GGGAUAACUCUACAAAGAAAUAUAAAAUUAUCCAUAUUUGAUUGUUUUUAGUUAUAAAAAUCACGAGUGCGUUUAUAGUUUUCUGACGGUCAAUUCUGAUAAAAGUCAAAAAUACCCCGAAAAACACCAAAAUUUCAUGUAAAAAGUGACUUAACUUAUUUUUGUAACUUUAUUAUCUAGGUUUAAAAUAGAAAUUUAAAUAUUACUACAGAGAAAUAGGUUUUAAGACAAAAUUUUGACCUGCGUUUAUAGUUUUCUGACAGAGUGUAUUGAUAGCUGCGUUAAAAUCAUACUUUGUAUUUAUUGGGCAUAACGCCAAACAGUCAAAUUAGAACUACUUUUUCUCUUUUCCUAUUAUUUUUCUCUUAUACUAUGUUCUUUUAUUUAAAAUUUCCAACUUCUAUAAUUAAAUAUUUAAAAAAGUUGCUAUAUAAUUUUAUGGAUUCUAUACAAGCGACCCCAACCUCUACAAAUAAGCCUUUUUUAAAAAAAAGAAGUCCGUGGAAUUUUUUCAAAAUUGAUGAAAAUGAUGAUAAAAGAGCAAUAUGCAAUGAGUGUGGAAGCAGUUUUUCAAUUAAAUUUCCAUCUAGAGACCGGGAGGAUAAUUCACAACUUAAAAAACAUAUGAGGGAUCGGCAUCCAGAAAUUAACAUAGGAGUGUAUGAAUCUAAAGAUAAAACGACAUGUCAUUUUUGCUCCGCCUCUAUACUUUCAAAAUGCCCGUCUCGCCAUUUCAAUAAACAACAAUGCAAAAAUAAUUUUUAUGCUAAUAAUGGAUGGAGUAUUAUUUUUAAUGAAACCGAUGUUACCAGUUUUAAAGAAGAGCAAUUUUUUACACAAUUGUCAAUCACAAAUGGUCGUUAUAUGGUAUUUUUUAAACUCUUUCAUUUUUAUUUGUUUUUUAGGUCUACGUAG